CUACUGAUCAGUUAUACAACGAAUGCAUUUCCUGGAGAGUAUAUCCCUACUGUUUUUGACAACUACUCUGCCAAUGUUAUGGUAGUUGGGAAACCAGUGAAUCUGGGCUUAUGGGAUACAGCUGGACAAGAAGAUUAUGACAGAUUGCGCCCCCUCUCCUAUCCACAAACAGAUGUUUUCUUAAUUUGUUUUUCCCUUGUGAGUCCUGCAUCAUUUGAAAAUGUCCGUGCAAAGUGGUAUCCGGAAGUACGACACCACUAUCCCAACGCUCCUAUCAUCCUAGUGGGAACAAAACUUGAUCUUAGGGAUGAUAAAGACACAAUUGAGAAACUGAAGGAGAAGAAGCUGACUCCCAUCACCUAUCCGCAAGGGUUAGCCAUGGCUAAGGAGAUUGGUGCUGUAAAAUACCUGGAGUACUCAGCACUCACACAGCGAGGUCUCAAGACAGUGCUUGAUGAAGCUAUCCGAGCAGUUCUCUCUCCACCUCCUGUCAAGAAGAGGAAGAGAAAAUGCCUGCUGCUGUAA
This is a messenger RNA of Sciurus carolinensis (gray squirrel), 525 nucleotides long. RefSeq names its product ras-related C3 botulinum toxin substrate 1-like. The annotation marks the transcript as partial. The transcript has a single exon. The record is from RefSeq and is a predicted model, not a curated record. Lineage: Eukaryota; Metazoa; Chordata; Mammalia; Rodentia; Sciuridae. Gene Ontology annotation, molecular function: protein kinase binding; GTP binding; GTPase activity. Gene Ontology annotation, biological process: motor neuron axon guidance; cortical cytoskeleton organization; small GTPase-mediated signal transduction. Gene Ontology annotation, cellular component: cytoplasmic vesicle; plasma membrane; dendritic spine.